This is a messenger RNA of Ambispora gerdemannii, 1080 nucleotides long. The record is from the annotation of a GenBank genome assembly. NCBI's taxonomy places the organism in Eukaryota, Fungi, Glomeromycota, Glomeromycetes, Archaeosporales, Ambisporaceae.
AUGUCUAAACAACAAAAACCCACUUCAAUUGAUGUUCUCCGAAAAAAUGCAUUCACAAUUUUGAAUAUGGAGAAGGAGAGGCAUAUCAGGAAUUCUGGCGGAUUUGUUGAUAAUUACAAGGAUAUUUAUCAUAAAUUGUUGAGUUUCAAGAGCACUUUUACAAUGCAUAAGCCAAGACUGUACCUUGCAAAAGUAGACAUAAAAUGCUGUUUUGAUUCAAUCAACCAGGAUCUACUUUUGAAUAUCUUGUCCAGAAUACUUAAAAGCGAAAAUUAUAAGCUGAUCAAAUAUACCAAAUAUAUUACAGUUUCUGAAAAGCGUCUCACAAAAUUCGAGAAAAAAGCGUAUCCAGCUGAGGAGAUUCCUCAGUUUCCUGAUAUUGCAAGUACUUUGGCUGAAUCUUCGAGAAAUGCAGUGUUCCUGGAUGGUGUUACUUAUCAAUCCAAAGAACGUCUAGAGGUAUUACAAUUUCUUGAAAAUCAUGUAAAGCAGAAUAUGAUAAGGGGGGGGGAUAUGUAUCAUCAGCAUGAGGGAAUACCUCAAGGAUCGCUCAUUUCCACUCUUUUAUGUAACUUCUUUUUCGAUGACCUUGAAGAAAGGAAAAUGAGUUUUUUUAGUGGAAAUGAUGGGUUGCUUUUGAGAUGGGUGGAUGAUUUCCUUUAUAUUACUACGAAAAAAAAUAAAGCAGUUCAGUUUUUAGACGUGAUGUGUAAAGGACAUCCGGAGUAUGGAUGCUUUAUCAACAAAGAAAAGACCCUGGCAAAUUUUGACUACGACCAAGUCAAUAAAAGUCAAGUGGAGAUUCCCUGGUGCGGACUAUUGAUACAUUCGAAAACAUUGAAUGUAAAAUGUGACUAUUCGAGUUACUUGCAUUCAGCCCUUCGUGAUCAAAUAACAAUAGAAUUUUCACAAAAUCAGUAUCACCGUCGUCGUUAUCACGUUAUCUUCCGUGUACGGGGAAUUCCGUCGCUGUAUUCAAAAGAUGAAGACAACAACAAAGGGGACGAAGAUAACGAUGAUAAUGGUAUUGAUGAUAGUUCGGACGAACGACAAAUUUGCGACUUCGUAUUAUUUUUAUAA